GCAGCCGCGUAUUCACUUGUAAUGAGGGGCCAUCGGCUUGCGUGGCUGAAUGGAAUCCGCUUCCACACCGCCCGGGCCCGGGGAGGGCGCGCUCCAUAGUCUCCGCGUCCCCACGGGGGGCUCUGGUCCCUGCACCUGCCUUCUCGGCACGGCCCCUGCUUCUUUGAGACGUGCUGCUUGGCUGGAACGACACUGCGCUCUCCCGGCCCUUAUCCGACCUUCCCUAUGCCCAGCCCUGCAUGCUGGGUGACCCAGGGCUGUGGCCUGGGCUGCUUUCUCUCUUCGUUUACCCCAUAACUGCCCUUCCCCUCCCCCUUGGGAUAGCACUAGCUCAGCACUGCAGCUGCCUGCGCCCAAAAACCCAACUCAUCAGAACCAGGACACACCUGCCUGCCCUGGAAACCUGCUGCCCUUCCCGCAGCCUCCAUCUCUGCUCACCUUAUCGUCACGGUGCCAUUUGACAAAAGCAAGAGUGUCAUUCUUGACUCCUUUUCGCCCGUUUCAAAUCCUUCACUGGGCCUGACGGGUCCACCUCCAGAGCAUUUCCGGGACUGGCCGCAGCCACCGUAUCCACUUUCUGACCGCAGGACAUUCUCGGGCUACCUGCUUCCCUUCUGUCUCCCGCCCACUGCCCACCCAGAGCCUCAAGAGCCAGUCUUCAAUCCUCCAGGAGCUCCUGCUAAGUGUCAGGGGUCCCCUUUGAGUUGGUGCUGGUUCUGCUUCCCAGGUCUCUGCUCCUAGGUCUCUGCUGUGGCCACCUCAGCUUACAGGAUGUUUCACGGGAUCCCAGCCACUCCAGGCAUGGGAGCCCCUGGAAACAAGCCAGAACUAUAUGAGGAAGUGAAGCUGUACAAGAAUGCUAGGGAGCGGGAGAAGUAUGACAACAUGGCGGAGCUGUUUGCAGUUGUGAAGACCAUGCAGGCACUGGAGAAGGCGUACAUCAAGGACUGCGUCACCCCCAACGAGUACACAGCAGCCUGCUCUCGUCUCCUGGUUCAGUACAAAGCUGCCUUCCGGCAGGUCCAGGGCUCAGAGAUCAGCUCCAUCGACGAGUUCUGCCGCAAGUUCCGCUUGGACUGCCCCCUGGCUAUGGAGAGAGUGAGGGAGGACCGCCCCAUCACCAUCAAGGAUGACAAGGGAAAUCUCAACCGCUGCAUUGCCGACGUCGUCUCACUCUUCAUCACAGUGAUGGACAAGCUGCGCCUGGAGAUCCGCGCCAUGGAUGAGAUCCAGCCUGACUUGCGGGAGCUGAUGGAGACUAUGCACCGCAUGAGCCACCUGCCUCCUGACUUCGAGGGCCGCCAGACGGUCAGCCAGUGGCUGCAGACACUGAGUGGCAUGUCUGCCUCCGAUGAGCUGGACGACUCUCAAGUGCGCCAGAUGCUCUUCGACCUGGAGUCGGCCUACAACGCCUUCAACCGCUUCCUGCAUGCCUGA
This is a messenger RNA of Miniopterus natalensis, 1437 nucleotides long. RefSeq names its product VPS28 subunit of ESCRT-I (gene VPS28). Gene Ontology annotation, molecular function: protein-containing complex binding. Lineage: Eukaryota; Metazoa; Chordata; Mammalia; Chiroptera; Miniopteridae. Gene Ontology annotation, cellular component: ESCRT I complex. Gene Ontology annotation, biological process: protein transport to vacuole involved in ubiquitin-dependent protein catabolic process via the multivesicular body sorting pathway. The record is from RefSeq and is a predicted model, not a curated record.